Messenger RNA from Paramecium sonneborni, 649 nucleotides. Lineage: Eukaryota; Ciliophora; Oligohymenophorea; Peniculida; Parameciidae. The record is from the annotation of a GenBank genome assembly.
UAUGGAAAAAUUUUCAGAAACUCAUUAAAUAUUAAUGGAAUAUAUGAAAAAUGGUUCAUUAUUAGACAUCUUAUUAACAAGCGGAAAAUUUACAGAAAAAUUUGCACGCACAAUUGCAAUAAAUUUAUACAAUCAAAUAGGGAUUUUGCAUAGAAAUGGAGUAAUACAUUUUGAUUUGAAACCUGAUAAUCUUAUGUUUAAUGAGAAUAUGAUGUUAAAAAUAUGUGAUUUAGGAUAUGCAAAUAAACCUAUAGGCUUUACUUAAGGAUAUGCUUCUCCAGAAUAAAUUUAAAAUAAAAUUAUUGAUCCCGAAAAAUGUGAUGUAUUUGCCUAUGGAAUAAUAAUUUUUAUUAUUGUUAUGGGGUUUCCACCCUUUUAACAUUAUCAAGAUAAUUGGUACAAAUUGAUUUCAAAUUAAUAAUGGGAUUAAUUUUGGAGCAAAAUCAAAUUAAAUGGAAAACCUGAUCCUUCUGAAGAGUUUAAAGAUUUAAUCUAAAAAGUUAUUGCUGUUGAUGUGAAUAAAAGAUAUAAUAUGUAAAAUAUAUCUACUGCAGCAUGGUACACUUUAGAAAAAGUUUCGGAUUAAGAAUGUACAUAGGAGCUACUUAAAAGAAUUAACUUGAGAAAUGUAGGAUAUUAUAAAUAUUGA